GUGUUCAUUCCUUUGAUCAGAUCACCAUCAUCAUCUUGUAAUAAAAAUCGAUCAUGGCUGUGACCAUCAAACGAGCGGCCCUUAUCGUUGCCGGUCUUGGCGUCUUAUCAUUCAUAUUGGGAGUCAUAGCCGAAAACAAAAAGCCAGAAGCUGGAACCCCAAUUCCUGGUAAAGGUGUGGUUAUAUGCAAGUAUCCAAGGGAUCCCUCCCUGGCCCUGGGCUACCUAUCGGUUGCAUUUCUGACGCUAUCGACUAUCGCUGGCUAUUGGUCUCUGUUUUACCCUUACAAAGGGAAAUCUGUUCCACACUCUGUCCUCUUUCAAAGCGCCAGUUUCUUCGUCUUCUUCAAUAUUGCCUUGAUUACAAGUGGGGUAGCAGCCACACUGCUGUUGUGGCCAACGAUCACGGAGCACCUUCACUUGAUUCGCAAUGUUCAUCACAAUCCCACCACCACAUGCCCUACUGCUAAGACUGGACUCCUUGGUGGUGGUGCCUUUGUAUCCCUGGAUUCGGCCCUCUUCUGGUUAGUUGCCCUUAUGUUGGCUGAUAAUGCCCGACAUGAUCACUUUUAUGAUGUUGAAAAACACAGCAAAGCUCAGGUUCUCCCAGAUGGCUGCUGAUUACCAUGUCAAUAGGGGUGCUGUGUAAUGUAGUUCAUGCCUCAUCAACACCCAACUAUCUGUAUCUUUAUCUUUCUGUAUAUGGUUUACACUUUGUUCCUAUUUCACAGUAUUUCUUCAGAAAAAGAAAAUUUAAAUUUCACCUUCUUUUA
Gossypium raimondii (Peruvian cotton) is the source of this 772-nucleotide messenger RNA. RefSeq lists its product as uncharacterized. The record is from RefSeq and is a predicted model, not a curated record. The transcript has 2 exons. NCBI's taxonomy places the organism in Eukaryota, Viridiplantae, Streptophyta, Magnoliopsida, Malvales, Malvaceae. Bases 54 to 620 code for a protein of 188 amino acids.